AUGGGCGGCUUGUAUGUGACGCUGGUUCGCGCUUCGCAAAUGGUGCAAGCGAGUGAUAAUAGGCUGGAGGAGCUUUGUAUGAGCGCGAAUGUCGUGGACGAGGCGCAUUUUGCUUUUGUGUAUGCUGCCACGGAUCCAGCGUCGAACCGCGUCGCGGAAACACUGGUGGCACACCGUACAUCCAUUCCGAGUAUAAGGUCCGAGUUGCUGGACGAAGUAAGUAUCGAGUACGUCGGCAAGCCUGCCGAGAACGUGCUCUUGCAUCAAUGGAAAGCUGUGAUGCGCGAGUGCUCGGACUUGGACGUGCAUGCCGCGGCCUCGAUCGACGCUUUUGUAGUUCCGUGGAUUGAGCGUGGUAGCGCUUCACACAUUGCUGUUGUCGCGAGUGCGAGUGUGGUGGAUAAAAUCACGCACUCCCUGUUGCUUCUGCGCAGUGCGCCGCUCAGCAUCGUAUGCGAUAUGCAACAGCGUCGCGCUCGCUCUGUUACGCUUGCAGCAGGUCCUGUUCUCCAGCUUAUGGUUAAAAAAGCUGGUCUGCAAGGUACUCAGGCCUUGUACGACACAUACAUCCUAAAGAAUGAUGGCGCGAGAUUAAGCAAGGCUACUGCAGAGUCAGUACAGGAUGUACUGCCUGACGCACGCAUUUCCCCACAACCAUCGAUUACGUUCAGCCCAUCGAAAGCGCAUAUCGAAGGUAAAGCUUCGCCAUGGUAUCAUCUGCGCACAUCUCCAAGUCCGAACCGCGCGAAGCAAGGCGCGGGAAUCUCAUUGCCUGGGUUUGCGGGCGGCACUUCCUUGUCUUUGCCGCUAGGCGCACGGGCGCAUGCUUCAGGCGUGCCGCAACCGCCACGGAACAUGCAUUUGUACGACACAUCCGUGAUGCUACGUUCCAUAGAAAAGUGGGAUCCUGUACGUGGCGUGGGCGACGCAAUGGAUAUUGGGGAGGCUGUUUCGCCCCCGUUGGGCACACAGUCGCGUGCUUUGGACACGACUGAAACCCGCUCAGGCAGCCGCACGUACUCUUUUGGAGGUGGCUCGCGACUGCACCUGCCUGGACCGAUCAUUAGCCUCCGCACGAGCGGCGCAGAUACGCAGUCAUCCAGCGGUGCGGUCACUUCGCCUGUACUGGCUCACAAAGGCAGCGCUGCCAGUGUGUAUUCCAUGUCUAGUACGGCACCAUCGGCCAGCGCCUCGCAGAAUACGUUGAGCAACGUGAGUGCAUUCGCUCAAAGUCUCUUUUCACACACCUCCCUGCUUCAAGGCACACAGUGCAGCACACAGGACAUGUCUAGCGAAGGCCCGCCCGACACUCUGUGGCAGGGCAUCUGUUUGCGCCUGUUCCCGUUGUUUAACGGUGAGCCGGUCGGCAUGCCGAUCGAAGUGGUCAACGAGUGGGCGGAGCUCUAUGUGCGCCAGCUAAUGGUGUCGCAAGGGCCCGCCACUCCCUACGUCCUCGAGGAAACAUGGGCAAAAUUCUGCCGAACAAGCACGCUCGGCAUCAAUGCAAGGCUUCAUCAUCUCGAGGGACUCGCGCUGCUACAAGGUGUCGUCGGCGCUUGGCGGAUGUACUAUGAGACCAUUAUUCCUUUCCUACACGCCGCAAUCUUCCCGUUGGAGUCGUGCGUGCGGUACAUGGCAGAUACAAUGGAGAGGUCCAUGCUACGCACAGAUGCAGGCCCACACGGUGCGAAAGAGCGCGUAUCGGCGCGGAGGCAUGCGGGGGAGGACGAGAUGCAUUGGGAGCAUGGGUCGCCUGUGCUCAGCGAUAUCGCCACCAGCUCAUCCGCAUCGAUAGAGGAUGUGCCGGAAAUGGAGCUUCCCUUGCCUUCAGCGAUAAACGUACCGCGCCUAGAUAUCCAGCGCGCACUGCUUCUCUCGUUCCGCGACCGCGUUCUUCUCCCGAUCAGCCGGUGGCUUCUCGCCGCUAUUGCGCAUAUCGACGAACUCGCACGGUUUUCACCGCCGUUUGUGAGUCCACGACAUGGGCCACAAGCGGACCAAAUCGAGGUACGGCCCAAGGAACUCCGGCCGUACCUCUUGCAGCUCACUGGUGUCCUCGUUGGCUUGCACACCGAUGACAAUGCACAGGAGCGCGUGGAACAUUUGCGGAACAGGCUGCUUUCGUCAUUAACAUCCGACGCGCCUUUGCCACUUUCGCCCAAACUUAGUCCCUCUCACACGCCGGAUCGAUACCAUUUCCUAAAAGUGACCCCCUCGGAGUUGCACAUCUAG
Molecule: messenger RNA, 2232 nt
Organism: Malassezia vespertilionis
Lineage: Eukaryota; Fungi; Basidiomycota; Malasseziomycetes; Malasseziales; Malasseziaceae
Exons: 3
Coding region: 1-2232 (743 amino acids)
Biological process (GO): TORC2 signaling
Cellular component (GO): TORC2 complex
Source: RefSeq, a predicted model, not a curated record